Molecule: messenger RNA, 370 nt
Organism: Ciona intestinalis (vase tunicate)
Lineage: Eukaryota; Metazoa; Chordata; Ascidiacea; Phlebobranchia; Cionidae
Source: RefSeq, a predicted model, not a curated record
UCUAAAACUGCUUGUCUAAAAUAGUUUAUAUUAAUGGCUAUACAUAAAAAUGAAGCACUUGGCCACUUGUUCAAUAUACAUGACACCUCAUCCCAAAGAUGCUUAUCACAUGAGCAGCUACAUGACAUGUACUGCACUGUACGAAUAGGUGGCAUUAGCCAUGCACAGGUAAAAGCUUCAAUGAAACAGAUCUGUGGUUCAGAUGAAUAUGUUGUAUUUUCAGAUAUGAGAAAAGUUAUAAAGGAAAUGGACAGAAGAUAUUAUUUGGUUCAAAAUUUUCAGUGGGAAUUUUCCAUGUUGGAUCAUGAGCAUGUUGGUUGCAUUCCUGUUUCAAGUGCAAGGUGCUUAUAAUUGCUGUUUAUAACAUUGG